Messenger RNA from Temnothorax curvispinosus, 2495 nucleotides. RefSeq lists its product as uncharacterized. Gene Ontology annotation, biological process: proteolysis. Gene Ontology annotation, molecular function: serine-type endopeptidase activity. The record is from RefSeq and is a predicted model, not a curated record. Bases 30 to 2357 code for a protein of 775 amino acids. The transcript has 12 exons. NCBI's taxonomy places the organism in Eukaryota, Metazoa, Arthropoda, Insecta, Hymenoptera, Formicidae.
ACGAUCACCGCUGACGGCCGAGGGGAGAAAUGACUAUUCUCAAAGCCGGAGCGCUCAUCUCGCUACUUCUGAUCGCCGAUAUCUACUGUCUCGCUAAUAAAAGAAGGAACAAUCGAUUUCUGAGGAAUUUCGAUCAGCCAGAGAAAGAAGAAAAUAUCGAAAAUGCGAUCGACUCGCACGGACAGAUGAGAUUCUUCGAUGAACUUGGAUUUGACAAAUGUAUCCUCGAAGUGACAAGGCGGAAGUCAAAGUCGAUCAUGAAGAUCGUGCUCGGGAUGCUCCUGAUGACCGUGGCGAGCGCUUUCGAUCACCAUGACACCUAUUCGUGGAAACGCAGGGAGGAUUACAAGAUCACGACUGCGAGCCGAGCGAUCGUGCCGGUCAAAGUUAAAGAAACUCGUCUGCAGCGAUCCGAUACGUAUCGAUCGAGAUCGUCGAACUCGCGCGAGGACAACGUUCUCCAAAACUCGGCGAGAAGUUUCGCGGUGGCCGACGAUUCGGACGAGCAUCACGAGCUCUGGAAACCGGAAGCCGCCAGGACGCGACCGGACCUGACGCGCGAGAAUCGAGCCAUCGAGAGCACCCUGAAGAACGUGAUAGGCAGACCAGCCAAGGUCGAACAGUAUCAGUACUUUUCGAACUUUCCAUACGGCGGUGAUGGAUCCACCGACGCCAUAUUGGAGAACGCGGAUCAUCCGACGAAGAGCUCGGUGUUCUCCACAGAUACUCAAGAUCACUUCCUGAGUCAUAAUGCGGAAGAGAUGGAUUGGAGCGGGCAGGAGGUAUUCGAAAAGGACCCGCAGAAUGAAGAGGAAGAGGAAACAAGUCUCCAGGAGUUACUGAACGAAAUGAGACGAAAGAGGUUAAAUGGAGUAUUCGAGGAAACGGUAGACGGACAUCGACAGGGCAGAGGGAGGAAGCUGACCAGCCAGCAGCAAGGUGCCUUGCUCGUGGAGACGCUCAGGAAGAAGCGAAACUACACCAACGAUCAUCGGGGACACAGCUCCAAUCUCCAGAGCGGCCUUAUGGAUAUGUUGGGCAGAAUGAUACCGCAAACGUGCAAGUACAAAGGUGCCAAGUUCGAGUGUGGCCUCAGCAUCAGCUGCGUUCUAGGCGGCGGUCGACCUGUCGAUCUCUGUUCCGGUGGUUUAAUAUGGAGCUGCUGCGUGGACGACGAGGACAUACCCGAACAACCACGACCGACCCCGGGUUUGCUGCAGAAUGCCACGUUUUCCAUAAAUCUCGGGCACCAACAGCCAUACGUGGACGACGACGUGCACAUUUACAGCAGCGCGGUAAGGCCCGGCAGGCCCGGCAGGCCCUCGCACAGCCACGAGGCCCAUCGGCCCACGUACGUGGGUGGCGUCAGUAAUCCGCUAAGUCUUUACGAGCCACCUUACGCGAUCUGGAGCCACGACGGACCGAACGAUCUCGCGGUCGGCCACGACCGGCCGACGUACGCUACUCGUCCGCCGCAUCACACGGUUCAGGAAUAUCCGCAGGACGAGUACGACGGUGGAGGCUAUCGGCCCGCCGCUUCCGGCGGGCCGAUCGAGGACUCGUCCAACGCCAUGGACUACUCCAGAUAUCGUGGCUGUGGCGAGCUCUACACGAGGAGCAACAGGAUCGUAGGUGGACACUCGUCCAGUUUCGGCAGUCAUCCGUGGCAGGCCGCCAUUAUCAAGUCGGGAUUCUUACAGACCAAGAAACUGUCUUGCGGCGGCGCCUUGCUGAACAACCGAUGGGUGGUCACCGCGGCACACUGUGUCGCGACGACACCGAAUAGCAAUUUGAAAGUUCGACUCGGGGAAUGGGACGUUCGAGACCAGACAGAACGGCUGCUCCAUGAAGAAUUUAAUAUCGAGAGAAAAGAGAUACACCCGCAAUACUCCCCUACCGACUUUCGAAAUGACGUGGCUUUGGUGAAGCUGUCCCGGAUGGUAGCUUUCAAGCAGCACAUCGUCCCGGUUUGCCUGCCGGCGAGGAAUUUGAAGCUCUCCGGCCGAACCGCAACCGUCGCUGGUUGGGGACGAACCAGGCAUGGUCAAACUUCGGCGCCAACCGUUCUUCAAGAAGUCGAUGUCGAGGUAAUACCGAACGACAAAUGUCAGAAGUGGUUCAGAGCAGCCGGUAGGAGAGAAACCAUUCACGAUGUAUUUCUCUGCGCAGGUUACAGACAAGGUGGACGAGAUUCUUGUCAGGGUGAUUCGGGUGGACCGCUCACAAUGUCCGUGGAAGGCAGACACGUUCUGAUCGGUUUGGUCUCUUGGGGCAUCGGUUGCGGUCGCGAACACCUACCCGGCGUAUAUACCAAUAUCCAGAAAUUCGUGCCCUGGAUCGAUAAAGUCAUGAGCUAAAACGGGGGAACCUCGGUUACUCCGAAGGAUGAGUCGCUUUACCCGAGAAAAAGAAGAAGAAGGAAGAGGAUAAGAGCGCGAAGUUACCAAAGUCCUAUCUCGUUUUUUUUUUUUUAAGACUUUUAUAAUCGUGCUCGA